Molecule: messenger RNA, 3606 nt
Organism: Cydia strobilella
Lineage: Eukaryota; Metazoa; Arthropoda; Insecta; Lepidoptera; Tortricidae
Exons: 1
Coding region: 1-3606 (1201 amino acids)
Biological process (GO): DNA integration
Molecular function (GO): nucleic acid binding
Source: RefSeq, a predicted model, not a curated record
AUGCUCCCUGCACGCAAGGUAGAUGUGUCGGAAUGGCCACAUUUACAGAAUUUGGUUCUGGCUGACCCCGAUUACGGCACACCAAAUAAAAUUGAUAUUUUAUUGGGAGCAGAAGUAUAUGCCCAGAUACUGCAGGAGGGUGUAAAGAAGGGUCCUAUUGGAACUCCAAUAGCGCAGUGUACUAGUUUUGGAUGGAUCUUGUCUGGAGGUUCAUCAGAUAAUAAUGAAAGGAAAAUUGUAUUGCAUGCACAAGUGGAUACGGACAACGAAAUAAUAAAACGGUUUUGGGAGAUGGAAUCAGAACCUUUAUUAAACUCAAAAGAGAUGUUGACGACCGAAGAACAGCGAUGUGAAGACAUCUUUGCAGCUACAACUACACGAGAUAACCUUGGCAGAUAUGUAGUUAAAUUACCAUUUCGUGACGAGAGUCCAGCCUGUAAAGAAGGAAAUUCAAGAGAGAUUGCUAUUAAGAGGUUAAAGUCACUGGAAAGAAAAUUUGCUAAAGACAAUAAUCUAAAAGAAAAGUAUACAGCAGUUGUGAAAGAAUACUUACAGUUGGACCACAUGGUGUUAGUCCCUGCGGCUAGAGAAAGUGAAAAUCAGUCUGUGUAUUUACCUCACCACGCUGUUAUAAGGGAGGAUAAGUCAACUAGCAAGGUCCGGGUGGUAUUCGACGCAUCCUGUAAAAAUGAGAAAGGUAUAUCCUUAAACGAUAGUUUAAUGGUUGGACCUACACUACAGCCGGAGUUACGUCAUCUCAUUCUGCAAUGGAGAAUGCAUCCCGUAUGUCUGAUUGCAGACAUAGUGAAGAUGUAUCGCAUGGUAAGAGUGGCUGAUCCGGACGCUGACUAUCAACGCAUUGUAUGGAGAGAUAACCAAAACGAAGAAAUACAAGAUUAUAAAUUACUAACAGUUACGUUUGGAACAGCAUCGGCACCAUAUCUUGCUGUGAAAGCACUUAAUCAGGUCGCCGUUGACCAUACGAAUGAACACCCAAUAGCAGCAAAAAGAGUUGCUAGUAGUUUUUAUAUGGAUGACCUAAUGACAGGAUGUGAAACCAUAGAAGAGGGUAUAGAACUUUAUAAAGACAUGAAGGCUCUGCUUAAGAAAGGAGGUUUUACUUUGCAAAAAUGGGCAAGUAAUAAAGAGGACGUACAGAGAACUAUAGAUUUAUAUGAGAAGGGGGAGAGAGUGCUGGAAAGGGAAGUACGGAAUCUGGAAAUAAAACAAGAUAAUAUAGUUAAGAUUUUAGGACUUACCUGGAAUAAAACGAAGGACGAGUUUCAGUACUCAGUCACAUUGCCACCUGUAUCUGCUCCUGUAACCAAAAGGAAGAUUGUAUCUGACGUCGCACGACUUUUCGAUCCUUUGGGUUGGAUCGCACCAUGCGUUAUAAAAGCAAAAAUAUUUAUUCAGCGGUUAUGGUUAGCUGGUACAGGUUGGGACGAAGAACCAACAAAAGAAAUAUUACAUGAUUGGUAUACUUACCGCGAGGAAUUGAGUCAACUGUCCGGCUUUAUCAUUCCGAGAUGGCUUCACGUUCAAGCAGGUGAUGUCCGUGUGGAGUUGCAUGGGUUUUCAGACGCUUCUAAGCUGGCGUUCGCUGCUACAGUGCACCUUCGAGUGAUCAGUGGAUCAGGGGAUAUUAAAGUUCAGCUGGUUGCAGCCAAAACUCGAGUUGCUCCAGUAAAACAAGUCAGCAUACCGCGCUUAGAACUAUGCGGUGCCGUACUGCUAGCGAAGCUGUUAACGGAGGUCGCAAAGGUGUUAAAUGUUCCGAAGAGCAACCUAAGAGCUUGGACAGAUUCAACCGUCGUUCUUGCAUGGCUAAAUAAGCACCCCAGCCACUGGAAGACAUUCGUGGCCAACAGAGUUUCCGAAAUUCUGUGUCUGCUGGAACCUUGUCAGUGGUCCCAUGUUUCGACGAAGGAGAAUCCAGCGGAUUGUGCAUCUCGUGGAGUUCGUCCAGCAGAACUAAUCGGCAAUUCGUUAUGGCAAAAUGGUCCUCAGUUCUUACAACAACAUGUUAUUAUAUACACCAAGCCAACUGACAACGAAACACACCUGGAAGAAACUAUUAAAUCUCAUCACGCUCAGCGUUUAGUAGAUGAAUGUAUACUUAGUAAGUAUUCGUCACUUCAAAAGCUCAUAAGAGUAAUAGCUUAUUGCAGGAGAUUUCUGAGAUCAAGAAGUGAGAGAUUGGAGAAGUCGAGAGCGCGAAGUAACCAUUUAAACGCGUCCGAAAUAAACGAAGCUCUAAGCACCUGCAUUAAAAUAGCUCAAAAUAAUGAAUUUAAACUAGAAAUUUCCCAAAUAGAAAAACACGGAUUAAUUAAAACUAAGACUUCAAAAAUUUUGUCAUUCACGCCGUUCUUAGACGUUAAGGGAGUGCUUAGAGUAGGGGGCAGGUUAGCAAAACUGGAUGAAGAAGAGGAUAUCAAACAUCCAAUUCUGCUGCCACAUACGUCACCCUUGUCAAAAUUAUUAGUCGCCAAUGCACAUAACAAAACUCUGCACGGGGGAGAGCGGUUGAUGCUUAAUUACCUACGGGCUGCAUACUGCAUCAUAGGUGCAAAAAAUCUAGUUAAAACCCAUGUGCAUAAAUGCAUUACCUGUGUAAGAAACAAAGCAAAUAUGCAAACCCAACUGAUGGGCUCCUUACCACGAGUUAGAAUUACUCCAGCCAGACCCUUUUACCGGAGCGGAGUAGACUAUGCUGGUCCAAUUCAUUUAAGGACGUCCAAAGGCAGAGGUCACAAGGCUUAUAAGGCAUAUAUCUGUCUUUUUGUAUGCAUGGUAACCAAGGCCGUGCAUAUUGAUGUUGUUAGUGACUUAACUUCUAGAGGCUUCAUCGAGACGUUCAAACGCUUCGUUGCGCGUCGUGGCUAUUGUGCUGAACUCUAUAGUGAUAAUGGCACUAAUUUUGUGGGUGCCUCCAAAGAGUUAAGAGACUUAUUUCAGUCAGAACAAUCAGCCAUGGUUCAAGAAAUUUCGGAAGCCUUGGCCACGCAAGGAACAACGUGGCAUUUCAUACCACCUCGAGCGCCCAACUUUGGCGGAUUAUGGGAGGCGGGGAUAAAAUCCACCAAGUUUCAUAUAAAACGAGUCAUCGGUGAGUCAACUCUAACCUAUGAAGAGAUGGCCACUCUUCUUAGCCAAGUUGAAGCCUGCUUGAAUUCUAGGCCAAUAUCAGUGCUGCCUAGCAAUCCCAAUGAUCCAAGUCCAUUGACUCCCGGCCACUUUCUUAUCGGAGAGGCUCUAGUAACAAUACCAGAAGUUAACUAUGAAGAGUCCAAUAUCAGUUCCUUGAAACGAUGGCAGUUGACUCAGAGAAUGCUGCAAUGCUUUUGGCGCAGAUGGUCGAGUGAAUAUUUAGUACAUCUAUUGCAUCGCUAUAAAUGGGCGGUCAAAACUCCUGAGCCAGAAGUUGGUGAUAUCGUUUUAGUGAAGGAGGAUGAUUUACCGCCAACCAAAUGGCUAUUUGGUAGAAUCGUUCAGAAGUUCCCCGGGUCAGAUAACCUGACCAGAGUCGUGUCCUUGAAAUGUGGGAACUCCAUAAUUAAACGACCUACCUCUAAAUUGUGUAUAUUACCUGUUUCUAGUUAA